This is a messenger RNA of Trypanosoma brucei brucei TREU927, 918 nucleotides long. RefSeq lists its product as hypothetical. The transcript has a single exon. Gene Ontology annotation, cellular component: mitochondrial matrix. The coding region runs from base 1 to 918 and encodes 305 amino acids. Gene Ontology annotation, biological process: DNA damage response; fatty acid metabolic process. The record is from RefSeq and is a predicted model, not a curated record. NCBI's taxonomy places the organism in Eukaryota, Euglenozoa, Kinetoplastea, Trypanosomatida, Trypanosomatidae.
AUGAAGCGUUUGUUGGACAGCGCGAAGCAUCUUCUUAGAGGUGGGAGCCUGGGGUAUCUAGCAUCUGGUGAGCCUUACCACCCCUUUGGAGAAGACUUUGGACUAACUGUUUUCCCCGAUUAUAUUCAGCUGAGGGAAAAAUUGGCACUACGGAGUGGUUACGUAGAUGUGUAUACCCAGCGCUCAGCAUCGAUUAAGCUCAGUGAUGGACGGUUUCAGCUGCCGCCACUACCGAAGCAUUCGUUUCUUCCGCUUGUCGAGCGCCUGGAACAGGAUGGGAUUGUGCCGCGCGGGUGGCUGAAUAACCAAACAGCAAAUCUUUACGAGCCAGAGGACUUUAUUAGGGCACAUAUCGAUAAUCUCUUCGUAUAUGAUGAUAUAUUCGCCGUAAUAUCUCUUGGCGCAAACGCUCUUUUGAGGUUUGUACACGUGCAGAAUGGCGAAGAAUUGGAUGUAGUAAUACCAGACGGAAGUGUUUACAUUAUGUCCGGUCCAUCUCGGUAUGUCUACUUCCACAUGGUUCUUCCAGUUGAGGCCCAACGAGUGAGCAUUGUGUUCAGGCGUUCUAUUUUGAACUCUGAUGGAGGAUUUCGUCCUGUGUCUACACCAUUGGGGGAUCUAAUGCCUUACAGGUCAACUCAAAUAUUGAACACGUUGUACGCAAAGCAGAUAGGAGGUGUUCGCGUAGCAGUUGACGACAAAUACCUGGAAAAGGAGGAAAUUGGGGCCUUUGACACUGGGAAGUGGGUUAAGGGCCUACACCCGUUGCGGGACUGGACAUUGUUAUCACAGCUGGAUGAGGACGAGGCCCGAGUUCUGGAGUUGCGGGAGAAGCGCUACCUAGACGUGGACCUCAGUUGGAGGUUCACGGAGUUGAGGAAGCGAUACAAGGAACUGGAGGACAUGUUGCGUGUUUAG